GCCAUUAGUUACACUUCAAUCGUGGUAAUGUCAUUUUAGAACUGAAUUGUUAUAAUACAGAUAGGGCCGUGGAGAACAGUUGUGUGUACGUAACGGUUUUUAAAACGAGUAUAUAUCCUCUUACCUUGAUAACUUGUCUUUUGUAACGAAGAAAGGGUUGUUAAUAUUCACUCGAGUUGAUAGCCGAUAGGUUAGUUAGCUUGGUAGACAGCCAGCUUGAACGUCGUCUAGUUAGCCAGCUGCUAGCCAGUUACGAUAGCCUAUUGGACGGUGUUGCUGAAGCAGUGAACCUAGGUUAGCGAACCGCUUCAGUUGCUUUUCGUUUUUAGUUCCCUUAUUUGCUUUAUGUACAUAUCUUUCCUUGACAAAGCUGGUGUUUGGUUCCGCGGUAAUAUUAGUCAAAGUAGUAGAGCUUGUAAAGUAUUGCCUUAUCACGGCCCUGUCUGUUUCUUUUUCAUCUGUUAGCUUUAGCUAGGGAGUCUGUGUCGUUUUCAAGUUACCGACUUAAGGAUACCGUCAUCGGUUAGAGACUUGUAUUAACGUGUGACACGCUGGCAUUAGAAAUCUCGUCAAAUCCAGGCGUUUGGCACCAGAUUACCGUGUUUUUUCACAGUUGUUGCGCUCUGUCGGGUUUUGGAUUUAUCACAGCCGCUUGGAUUUAUUACAGCCGAUCUCGCUAACAGCAAACGCCUCCUGCGAAGCUGGCGACACCGCACAUCAGCAACUAAAUACACGUUCACCCAGCCACCGGUGUGGUGUGAGUGAGCCUUCCUCAGGCCUGCAGAGAGGAGGCUGUCCUGAGACAUGUCAGAGGGAGAAGGAAAAGCGGCCCCCGCCCCCUCAGCGGCCCCCGCCUCUGCCGCGGCCCCCGCCACCGCGCUCGACGGCAAGCCCGACUCCGCGGCCUCCUCCGCCCCCGGGGGGCAGGGCGUGUCCUCCGUGUCCCCGCCCGUGUCCGCCGUAACGCAGUCACCGCCGGCGACGGCAGCCACCGAGGACGAAGAGGAGGAGAGUGAAGAUGAGUCUGAGAUUUUGGAGGAGAGCCCGUGUGGGCGCUGGCAGAAGCGCAGAGAGGAGGUCAACCAGCGGAAUGUUCCAGGCAUCGACAAUGCGUACUUAGCCAUGGACACGGAGGAGGGGGUGGAGGUCGUGUGGAAUGAGGUCAUGUUCUCAGAGAGGAAAAACUUCAAACUUCAGGAGGAAAAAGUGAAAGCAGUCUUUGAUAACUUGAUCCAGCUUGAACAUUUGAACAUAGUCAAAUUUCACAAGUACUGGGCUGACGUGAAGGAGAACAGGGCCAGGGUGAUCUUUAUCACUGAGUACAUGUCCUCAGGGAGCUUGAAGCAGUUUCUGAAGAAGACCAAGAAAAACCACAAGACCAUGAAUGAAAAGGCGUGGAAACGCUGGUGUACCCAGAUUUUAUCUGCUCUGAGUUACCUUCACUCCUGUGACCCCCCCAUCAUUCACGGGAACCUGACCUGUGACACCAUCUUCAUCCAGCACAACGGCCUCAUCAAAAUCGGCUCAGUUGCUCCAGACACCAUUAAUAAUCACGUCAAAACCUGUCGGGAGGAGCAGAAGAGUCUGCACUUCUUUGCCCCAGAAUACGGAGCUGUGGCCAGCGUGACCACGGCAGUGGAUAUCUAUUCGUUUGGAAUGUGUGCCUUAGAGAUGGCAGUGCUGGAGAUCCAGAGUAACGGCGAGUCCUCGUAUGUGUCCCAGGAGGCCAUUAACAGUGCCAUCCAGUCUCUGGAGGAUCCUCUGCAGAGAGAGUUUAUUCAGAAGUGUCUGGAGGUGGACCCCAGCAGGAGGCCCACGGCGCGGGAGCUGCUCUUCCACCAGGCCCUGUUUGAGGUUCCUCUGCUCAAACUGCUGGCCGCACACUGCAUCGUCAGUCACCAGCACAUGAUUCCCGAAAACGCUCUGGAGGAGUUGACCAAGAACAUGGACCCAAACCUGGUCAUUAUGGAGAGCAAGGACAUACAGAUGAAGCUCUCCCAGUUUCCCGCUCUGGAGCUAGACAAGUUCCUGGAGGACGUGAGGAACGGGAUUUACCCUCUGACAGCUUUUGGGAUGCCCUGUCCCCAGCAGCCUCAGCAGGAGGCCGUCAAGUCCCCCAUCGUCCCCCCCUCGGUCAAAACGCCCACGCCCGAGCCCGCUGAACUGGAGACCAGGAAGGUUGUUCAGAUGCAGUGUAACAUUGAGCCUGUGGAGGAGGGUGCCAAACAUCAUCUGACUUUGCUGUUGAAGCUGGAGGACAAGCUGAACAGACAUCUGAGCUGUGACUUGUUACCCAAUGAGAACGUGCAGGAGCUCGCCGUGGAGCUGGUUCAGCUCGGCUUCGUCAGCGAGGGGGACCAGCCGCGCCUCACCUCUGUGUUGGAGGAGGCCUUCUCAAAGUUCUACAGCCGCAACGGAUCCCUGAACCCCGUCACCGUGUCGUCAUAGCGACGGUUUGGGACGCCCCGCCCUGCGCCUGUCUCCCUGUCUCUUCUCCUCACAUGCUGGACUCACUGAAGUCGUCUGUCACGCGGGG
Molecule: messenger RNA, 2536 nt
Organism: Chanos chanos (milkfish)
Lineage: Eukaryota; Metazoa; Chordata; Actinopteri; Gonorynchiformes; Chanidae
Gene: nrbp1
Product: nuclear receptor binding protein 1
Exons: 18
Coding region: 805-2448 (547 amino acids)
Biological process (GO): protein phosphorylation
Molecular function (GO): ATP binding; protein kinase activity
Source: RefSeq, a predicted model, not a curated record